Molecule: messenger RNA, 3697 nt
Organism: Helobdella robusta
Lineage: Eukaryota; Metazoa; Annelida; Clitellata; Rhynchobdellida; Glossiphoniidae
Exons: 29
Coding region: 58-3429 (1123 amino acids)
Biological process (GO): DNA-templated transcription
Cellular component (GO): RNA polymerase III complex
Molecular function (GO): ribonucleoside binding; DNA binding; DNA-directed RNA polymerase activity
Source: RefSeq, a predicted model, not a curated record
AUAGCUGUAAUUUUUUCUUCCUAUCAGGACAAAAACAAAUUAGUACCUGCAUUUUUGAUGUUGAAGGGACUUGUGAGCCAACACAUUGAUUCAUUCAACUACUUCAUCAACAAAGAUAUCAAGGAUAUCGUGAAAGCUAAUGAAAAGUUAACCAUUAACAGUGAUCCAAAUUUUUAUCUCAAGUACAAAAAUAUUUACGUUGGCAAGCCCGAUGUCCAGGAAGCACUGAGCAUCAGCCAUCCGAUCAGUCCUCAUGAUUGUCGUCUCAGAGACAUGACGUAUUCGGCUCCAAUCACAGUCGAUGUCGAGUACACGAGAGGCAGCCAGAGAGUUUUGAAGAAUGGUGUCCCUAUAGGAAGGAUGCCGAUCAUGCUGAGGAGUUCCAACUGCUUGCUUACUGGUAAGGAUCCACUGGAACUGGCCAACAUGAAGGAAUGUCCGUUGGACCCAGGCGGUUACUUCAUUGUCAAGGGCGUUGAGAAGGUCAUCCUCAUUCAAGAACAAAUUGCUAAAAACAGAAUGAUGGUCGAAACUGAUCGAAAAGGAAUGUUUCAGUGUUCCGUCACCAGGCAUGUUGUCUUCAUUUUGCUAUUUUCAACCCAUGAGAAGAAGAGCAAGACGUACGUCUGCAUCAAGAGUGACAAGUACUACUUAAAGCACAACACUUUUACCGAUGAUAUUCCCAUCAUGAUAAUGUUCAAGGCAAUGGGAUUCGAGUGCGAUAUGGAAAUUGUGCAGAUGGUUGGGGUGGAGCUUCUUGUGCAAGAAGCAAUGGUUCCAUGUCUUGAAGAAUGCCAACAGGCUGAAGUUUUUACGGAACUUCAGGCUCUUAAAUACAUUGGGUCAAAACUUCGGCAACGUGCGUCACGAUCGAAUGACAAUGCUGAAAAUGAAUCGAAUGAAGAUUGGCGGGUGAAAGAGGCCCGAGAAUUAUUGAAGGAUACUAUCCUGGCCCAUGUCCCUGUGGUGAAUUGGAACUUCAAGUUGAAGGCCAUAUACAUGGCCCAGAUGAUGAGGAGGUUGUUGAUCGUGCAGGACCAAGACCAGCCACGAGGUGAUGAUCGAGAUUACUACGGCAACAAACGAUUGGAGCUUGCUGGCCAGCUUCUGUCGCUUCUUUUUGAGGAUCUUUUUAAGAAUUUCAAUUUUGAGUUGAAGAAAAUUGCCGACCAAACAAUUCCAAAGCUGCGAACGACGGAAUUUGACAUCCUGACGCACAUGAGGCAGGACCAGAUCACCAACGGACUCGUCUACGCCAUCUCUACAGGAAAUUGGACUAUUAGAAGAUUCAGAAUGAGAAGGGGAGGCAUAACUCAGCUCCUGACCAGGUUGUUGUCGUUCAUAUCCACACUCGGUCACAUGACCAGGAUAUCGAGCCAGUUUGAAAAAACCCGCAAAGUGAGCGGGCCUCGAUCUCUGCAGACAUCACAGUGGGGCAUGUUGUGUCCAUCUGAUACGCCUGAAGGAGAGGGAUGCGGCCUAAUAAAGAAUCUAGCCCUGAUGACUCACAUAACCACCGACCUUCCGGAGCAUCACAUCAUCAAGAUAGCAUUGGAUCGCGGUGUGCAGGACAUCAACAUGCUCAAUGGCGAGGAAAUCACAUCACAUAAAGUUUACAUGGUUUUCGUUAAUGGUAACAUCAUUGGGGUGAUCCGCAACUACGACAGGUUGGUGAGGGACUUCCGUAUGCUGCGUAGAGCCGCUAAAAUUAGUGAAUUCGUUUCCGUCAGUCUGAACCACUGCUGGAGGACUGUCCACAUCGCCACGGAUGGAGGGAGGGUUUGCAGGCCAUACAUAAUAGUUGAGAAUAAGAAGCCAAAGGUAAAGAGAGAUCAUCUGGAUUCUUUGACUGGCAAAUCAAAGACGUUUGAAGACUUCCUACAUGAAGGCCUGGUUGAAUACUUGGAUGUCAACGAAGAGAAUGACUGCUUGAUAGCCAUGUAUGAAAAGGACAUCACGGAGAAGACAACUCACUUGGAGAUAGAACCCUUCACGAUCUUGGGCGUGUGCGCAGGUCUGAUUCCCUACCCCCACCACAACCAGUCCCCCCGUAACACCUACCAAUGUGCUAUGGGCAAACAGGCCAUGGGUACCAUCGGAUACAACCAGCAAAAACGCAUGGACACUGUCAUGUACCUGCUCAGCUAUCCUCAAAAACCUCUCGUCACCACUAAAACAAUACAGAUGAUAGGAUUUGAUAAGAUACCAGCAGGACAAAACGCUACAGUGGCAGUCAUGAGCUACUCAGGUUAUGACAUCGAAGAUGCUCUCAUCAUCAAUCAGGCAUCUCUCGAUAGAGGUUUUGGUCGCUGUGUUGUAUCUCGUAGUUCAAAGGCUGUGUUGAAGAGAUAUACAAACCAGACAUUCGACAAAUGCAGUGGUGCUCUCGUAGAUGCACAAACAAGGAAACCCAUCUGGAAACAUGACAUCCUUGAUUUGGAUGGCAUUUGUUCACCAGGGGAACAAGUCCAGAACCGACAAGUAUUAGUUAACAAGCACGUCCCGACUGUAACAGAUCCAAUACAACAGAAGCAACAAACUCCUGAAACUGCUGAUCAUCGAGAACCGCCGGCGUACAAAGAAAUUCCCUUGGAUUACCGGGGCAUUGAGAGUUCAACUGUAGAUCAAGUUUUAUUGACGACCAAUGAGGACGACGCUACGCUGAUCAAGGUGAACCUCCGACAGACCAGAAGACCUGAAAUUGGCGACAAAUUCAGUAGCAGACAUGGACAGAAAGGUGUUUGCGGGUUGAUUGUGCCACAAGCAAACUUGCCAUUCAACAAUCGGGGGAUGUGUCCUGAUAUUAUAAUGAAUCCACACGGAUUUCCGUCUCGUAUGACGGUCGGUAAGUUGUUGGAACUGGUUGGGUCCAAAGCAGCAGUACUUGAUGGCGAGUUCAAGUUUGGCACAGCUUUCAACGGGACACCGUUGCAGGAGAUUUAUGAGUCACUCAUCACCCACGACUUCCACUAUGAAGGGAAGGAUGUUUUCACGUGUGGCAUCACUGGAGAGACGUUGCAGGCAUACAUCUUCUCUGGACCGAUAUACUACCAAAAGUUGAAGCACAUGGUCAUGGACAAGAUCCAUGCACGAGCCCGAGGUCCCACGGUAUCUAUGACCAGGCAGCCUACCGAAGGUAGAUCGCGUGACGGAGGACUGAGAUUGGGCGAGAUGGAGAGGGAUUGCCUUAUUGGGUAUGGUGCCAGCAUGUUAUUGUUGGAACGACUGAUGCUUUCGAGUGAUGCCUUCAGCAUCGACGUUUGCAACAAGUGUGGCCUCGUUGGAUACUCAGGAUGGUGUCAAAGUUGCAAAUCAUCGUACGAUGUGUCAUCAAUCAAAAUUCCAUAUGCCUGCAAAUUGUUGUUUCAAGAGCUUCAAUCAAUGAACAUCGUGCCCAGGCUGACCUUGAAACCAUACAACGAAGACUGAAUAAAACUUAUCUUGAAUCUUAUCAAACUCUGCAAUGACUGUUUUACAAUGUACAUAUGAAUAACUUGAUUACUGUAGAGCACGAUUGUCCAAGUUGAGCGAUAAGCAUGUAAAUAUGAUAUCGGAUGAACGCGAAAAAAUACAUUUGCAUUUUCACUAUGUAAAUACGACCUAGUCUGUUUUUAUUAUUUUUUCACGUUCGAAAUAACAACAAAAUCGUUAACAAACAAAACAACUUUAUGGUAAAUGAUUAAUAAAUUAAAUAAAU